Molecule: messenger RNA, 936 nt
Organism: Schizophyllum commune H4-8
Lineage: Eukaryota; Fungi; Basidiomycota; Agaricomycetes; Agaricales; Schizophyllaceae
Exons: 1
Coding region: 93-626 (177 amino acids)
Source: RefSeq, a predicted model, not a curated record
CGCCGCUCUACGACCCCUCUGCCACCCCAGACUUCCGCCACUCCUCUCCUCCUGUCCACCGGCCUUGGCGCUAUAUGGACCCCGAGCAUCCCAUGCACCGCUCUCGGGACGUAUCAUUGCUGCAGCUCGCGCUGAGUAGCCCUUCCGCGGCUGCCAGCCCGCAGGUCUUGGGCAACCGCACGCCUUUCGGGACGCUGUCACGGAACGUCUUCCAGACACCCACUCGUCGGACCAUGCAGGCUCCUCUCCCUGUCGCUAACCGCAUCGCCCGUACCAGUAGCACGCCCUUAAGCGCGUCCACGACUGGUGACGACAUGUGGCAGAAUCCCGGACUGGUACCCUCUCCUUUGACGAAGUGCGACAUGGACUAUAUCCUGGAGGGGUCCUGGAUGCCGUCGUCGGGCACGUCCUCUAUGAUGCCGAGCCCUGGUAUGGCCAGCCCUGUCCUGCGCCGGACGCAGUCGAUGCCCUACGAGGAUCUCUUCAGCUCUGGCUCAUCGUCCAGCAGCGGAUCUAAGAUUCCUGCGAUGGGACGCGACAUAGGAUUCCUGAGCUGGGAGGACGUCUUCACUGCGACGGACGAGCAGCGGCCGUCGCCGCCGAAGAAGCGCAAGGUGGUCGAGUGAUGCGUUGUCGGCUGUAUGUUUUAUCCCUCUUUCUUGCGCGCUAUCGUAAGUAUCUUGUCGUGCUUUCCAUCGCUAUGCUCCCGCUCUUGCUGCCUUUUCUGUACUUGUACUACGCCCGUCACCUCACUUACGGUUACGCUCAUCUAAAGUCCGUAUCUUCUCGUCGUCUAUGUUUCCCAUCUAGUUACUCUGAUAUCGUGGACUUGUCGGGUGGCUUUGCGUACAGGCCAGAUCUUGUGUAUUCUUGUGUAUAUCUAUCUCCAGCCGAUAGCGGGUUUGGGGAUGCGAAUGUCCAUUAUCCCUUGUUCUA